CGGCUAAUAUCUCACCUCUUCCCAUCGUAUGCUCUUUUUUUUCCCUUUGAAUAAAUUCCAAGUACCAAAAUUAAAUGAAAAAAAAAAUUAAAAGAAAAAAGCAAUGAUAGAGACGUGAAGGCGAAAGUGGGUAGUAUUCAGGUUGGAUUUCGAUGUGUUUGGGGUUCAGUUUCUGCUUCCAUGGAGUUAUUGCCUAUUGAGGGCUGUCAAAGUAUGCUUCUUCUUUUUUUGUCUCCAAUGUUUUUGUUUGAUAUUUGAAAUGAGUUGUUUGUGAAUGUUUGGGAAUCCGAUGAUUGUUGUCUGUUAGGUGUUUGAUUUUAGUUUUCUUAGAAAUUCUUUGAUUCUUUCUGGGGGUGGGAUUCUAUUUUAUUUUUAUUAUUUCUUUCAUUGCAUACACACACAUUUGUUCAUAUUAGGAACAAUAUUCUUUCAGUUUCUUUUUGUAAUUUUUCAUCGGAUUCCUUUUCGUUUUGUUUCUUUUGGUUUCUUGAAAAUUCACACACUCACUUAGAAACUUAUAGAUUUACAUGCAAAGUUUCACAUGAACACAUAGAGAAUUUAUAGAAAUUUCAUACAUUGCAUAGUUUACAAAGAGAUAGCGAAAGAAAAUAGGCAGAGAAAGGGCUUGGGGGUGGGUGAAUUAGUGAAUUGAAAUUGAAUUAGUGAAAGACAAAAGAAAGAACAUAUAUAGGAAGGGUGUAAAGACAUGUUGGCAGGGUGUUCUAGUUCUACAUUGUUGUCACCAAGGCAUAGAUUGAGGAGUGAAACAUCAGCAGUACAGUUCCAAGCUUGUCAUUUCCAGACUUCAAUGAGCACACAAAGAUUGGACUUGCCAUGUAAUUUUUCUCGCAAGGAAACAUCGAAAUCACAGACCAUCAGACCAGCAGUUGAAUCCAAGGCCAAGACCAGCAGUUGUUCUAUCAAGCAGAACAUCAGGCUGCCACCAUUGACGACGACUAGCGCGCAAAAUCCAUUCGAAGGGAGGAUAGAGAUCAAAGGUAAAAGUUUGAAGAGGUUUGCUGAACAGGGUCUAGUUGAUGAUGAGACGGUCAUUAAUAGGGCAAAGAGGAAAAAGGGUAGCAGUGAUGAUGAGAAACCAGGUGAUGAUCAUGGAGGUUUGAGUUUAGGCCAACUAGGUGCUGGGAAUUUUUGGUUUCAACCAAGUUUAUCAGGGGAUGAAGAAAGGGGGACACCCCCUUUGCCAUUGUCUAACAAUCCUUGGAUCGAUUCAGUAAUAACUGAACUCACUGGUGUUGGAGAAAAGGAUGUUGAGACGAUCCACAGGCCGGGAAAGGAAGCUUCAGGUUCGGGAUCAACGAGUACUUCGGAGGAGAGUCAUAGUUUGGGACCUCCACUGAAUGUGCAAGCCCAGGAACAUGAGAGGGGUAAUGGUUCUGGAAAUCCCUACCCGCAUGAAGGUGCUCGUUUGGGGGCUAAUGAGGAAGAGAUCAACCAUAGGGAGCACGAGGGAUUCGAGCUCAUCCGCCUACUUGCAGCUUGUGUUGAAGCCAUUGGCUCAAAGAACAUUGCUGCCAUCAAUCAUUUCAUAUCAAAGUUGGGGGAACUUGCUUCUCCAAAAGGAACUGUUAUAAGCCGUCUAACUGCUUACUAUACCGAAGCUUUGGCUCUUAGAGUCACAAGGGUUUGGCCUCAUAUUUUUCAUAUCACAACUCCUCGAGAGCUCGACCGGUUGGAUGAUGACAAUGGUACUGCAUUGAGACUAUUGAAUCAGGUAACCCCGAUUCUGAAAUUUGUUCAUUUCACAUCGAAUGAGAUAUUGUUGAGGGCCUUUGAGGGGAAGGACAGGGUUCACAUUGUAGACUUUGACAUCAAGCAAGGGCUUCAAUGGCCUAGUUUGUUCCAAAGUUUAGCUUCUAGGACUAAUCCACCGAGCCACGUUAGAGUUACCGGAAUCGGUGAAUCAAAGCAAGAACUGAACGAAACAGGAGACAGGCUAGCAGGAUUUGCGGAGGCAUUGAAUUUACCGUUCGAGUUCCAUCCAGUCGUAGACAGGUUAGAAGACGUAAGGUUGUGGAUGCUUCAUGCAAAGGAAAACGAAAGCAUAGCCGUGAAUUGUGUGUUUCAACUUCACAAGACACUUUACGAUGGAAACGGAGGAGUACUUCGGGACUUUUUAGGACUCAUUCGUAGCAUAAACCCCAUAGCAGUCAUCAUCGCAGAGCAAGAAACAGAGAACAACAUCCUCAACUUAGAAGCAAGAGUUGCCAAUUCAUUAAGAUACUACUCAGCCAUAUUUGACUCAAUUGAUUCCACCCUUCCCUUAGAGAGUCCAGUUAGGAUCAAAAUAGAAGAGAUGUUUGCAAGGGAAAUCAGGAACUUAAUUGCUUGUGAAGGAAGCGACCGGUUUGAAAGGCACACGAGUUUUGAGAAAUGGAGGAAGUUGAUGGAGCAAGGAGGGUUCAAAUGCAUGGGGAUUACUGACAGGGAACUGGUCCAAAGCCAAAUGCUGUUAAAGAUGUACACUAGUGAGAACUACAGUGUGAAGAAACAAGGACCAGAUGGUGAUGAUGGGGCACUUACUCUAAGUUGGCUAGAUGAACCACUUUACACAGUCUCAGCAUGGACCCCCAUUGAUGUUGCAGGCAGUUCAUCCUCAUUUUCUCAGCCAAGUUAAUAUUUUUUUUCUUACAUUUUCAUACAUAGAAAUUCUUUGCAGCUGGUAGAGAAAUGUUUGUCAUUAUUCUUUCAUUCUUUUGUUGCAGAUAAGAGAAUUGGGUCAUACAGUCUAGUUUAUUUUUUCAUACUGAGUCAGUCAAUUAGUUUGAUGCUUUUUAAUUAUUCUUUGAUUCUUUUAUGUAACCAUGGAAAUUUCAUUAUACAGAUAUGUUCAUUUUCAUUUUGUUGAAAGAUUUUAUCAGAAUUGUGAACAAUGUAGUUGGAAAUUUCAUCAUCAAAUUAUGAAUAAAAAAGGAUUUCAUUGUUUUGUGUUCA
Messenger RNA from Gossypium raimondii (Peruvian cotton), 2952 nucleotides. Its product is annotated as scarecrow-like protein 28. Gene Ontology annotation, biological process: regulation of DNA-templated transcription. The transcript is spliced from 2 exons. Gene Ontology annotation, molecular function: DNA-binding transcription factor activity; sequence-specific DNA binding. The coding region runs from base 707 to 2635 and encodes 642 amino acids. The record is from RefSeq and is a predicted model, not a curated record. Lineage: Eukaryota; Viridiplantae; Streptophyta; Magnoliopsida; Malvales; Malvaceae. Gene Ontology annotation, cellular component: nucleus.